Prionailurus viverrinus (fishing cat) is the source of this 413-nucleotide messenger RNA. Its product is annotated as serum amyloid A protein. Bases 1 to 390 code for a protein of 129 amino acids. The record is from RefSeq and is a predicted model, not a curated record. Gene Ontology annotation, cellular component: extracellular region. Lineage: Eukaryota; Metazoa; Chordata; Mammalia; Carnivora; Felidae. The transcript has 3 exons.
AUGAAGCUUUUCACGGGCCUCGUCUUCUGCUCCUUGGUCCUGGGUGUCAGCAGCGAAUGGUAUUCGUUCUUUAGCGAGGCUGCUCAAGGGGCUUGGGACAUGUGGAGAGCCUACUCUGACAUGAGAGAAGCCAAUUACAUAGGUGCAGACAAAUACUUCCACGCCCGGGGGAACUAUGAUGCCGCACAGAGGGGACCUGGGGGCGCUUGGGCGGCCAAAGUGAUCAGCGACGCCAGAGAGAAUUCUCAGAGAGUCACAGACUUUUUCAGGCACGGAAGCAGCGGCCACGGAGCAGAGGACUCGAAGGCUGACCAGGCCGCCAAUGAAUGGGGCCGGAGCGGCAAAGACCCCAACCACUUUCGACCUGCUGGCCUGCCUAGCAAGUACUGAGCUUCCUCUUUGCUCUGCACUCA